UCUGUACCGACUACGAUCCCAAAAAAUAAAAAUUGUUUAUUCUAUGUCAUCCGCAUCGAUGUCUAAAAAGCUUUUUAUUAUUUUUGUAAUUUAAAAUGGGUUGAAAGAGAAUUAAAAGUUACUGUAGUGGAUGUGAAAACUAAAAAUAUUACUGACUAAGAAAAAUUAAGAUGUGAACAUGGCUGCAUUUAUGAAAUUAUUAGUCAUAACAAUUUGGCUUCCAUGCACAAUAGUGUACGGAUACGAGUUUAUAUCACAAUAUCCCAAGAAUCAAAAUGAGACUUACCAGUUUAAUCAUCUUGCCAUCGAUAGAGUGAGCGGCCAGGUAUACGUUGGUUCAUUGAACUCGCUUCAUCAGUUAAGCCCCGACCUGAAGCCGAUACAUGUUGUGCAGACCGGACCAAAGCUUGAUAAUCCCAGUUGUCAUGCUAGUGGUUGCCCUUCUACGGAUAUUCAAACAACAUGGACUGAUAAUGUGAACAAAAUUUUAGUGAUCGACCAAGAAGCGAGAAUCGUGAUAGCUUGUGGAUCAGUGGCUCAAGGUUCAUGUGUUAAGUAUAAACUGGGUGAUCUUUCGGCGGAACCAGACUUUGUGGCUGAGAGUGUUGCAGCGAACGAUGCGGAAGCCUCUACCUACGCGUUUAUUGGUCCCGAAAGAUACAAUUCCUGGGACCGCUCAAAUGUAUUGUAUGUGGGAACUACAUUUACAAAUAUUGGAGAGUAUAGACAUGAUGUUCCGGCGAUAUCCAGCCGAGAUCUCAUGUCACUGCAGCUGGCCCAGUUUACAUUCUCGAAGCAAAGCUUAAUACAAAUAGAUGUUAAGUACAGGGACAAUUUUCUCGUGCAAUAUGUGUAUGGAUUUAAUGCUAGUGACUAUGCAUACUUUCUUAUAAUACAGAAACACUCUCAUCUUGCUGGCAAUGAAGAGCUGGGUUAUGUGUCGCGUUUAGCGCGAACUUGUGUUAAUGAUGAUAACUACAACAGUUAUACAGAGGUGACUUUGGAGUGUAAUGUCCGGGAAGAAAAUAGUGGCAGGAUUGAAAUUGUCAAUUAUAAUUUAGUUCAAGAUGCAAAAAUAGCAAAGUCUGGUGUGAAUUUAGCUACUCAGUUUGGAAUAGAGACGGGUGAUCCUGUUUUGGUAGUAUCAUUUAGUCCAUCUAAAGGAAUCUCAAAUGAACCUACUGCAAAAUCUGCCAUUUGUGUAUAUUCAUUACAAGAAAUAGAAAUUAAGUUUAAUGAAAAUGUCCAUAUGUGUUUCAACGGUAGUACUAAGGCUCGUAAUAUGGGUUACAUUUCAGGCAUGAUAUCUGAUGGUAAAUGUCCUAGUGUCGGCUCCACUGGAAACAUCCUUAAUUUUUGUGAGGUUGGUCUUAAGAUAAGUGGUCUUUAUCCCAUCAAAGCUACAUCUGUCAUAUAUUGGAAUGAUACUUUGAUCACUUCAGUUACUAUGUCUGUGACUGGGUUGCAUACUGUAGCAUUUCUAGGUACCAGUGAUGGAACCUUGAAGAAGGUAUUAAUAGAUGCUGAAAAAGCAUUGCAGUAUUCUAGUGACACUUUACUGACUGGUCAGAGAAUGUUGCCUGACACAACCCUAUCACCUUAUGGUAAAACACUUUAUAUUUUAGCAAGAAAUACAAUAGUGCAGAUACCUACAGAAAAAUGUGCAGAGCAUGGCAAUUGUUCAUCUUGUUUGGAGUCAAAUGAUCCUCAUUGUGGAUGGUGUUCUCUAGAAAAACGAUGUACAGUGCAAAAUAUGUGUCAAAAAGGUACUCAAAGUGCACCCAGGUGGCUAUCGCAAUAUACUGGGCAGCAAUGUAUUGACUUUGAACAAAUUCUUCCAGAUAGAAUAUCAAUGUCUGAAGUGACUACUGUUCAAUUAAUUAUUAGAACUUUACCAGAACUUCCUUUUGGCGCCAAAUAUAAAUGUGUAUUUGGCAAUGCUCCCCCUAUAGAUGCAGCUGUUACAUCUAGUGGUCUGGCUUGUCCUACACCAGAGAUUAAACACAGACCUAAUAUAACCCAAAACCAAGAUCACAUAUAUGUACCACUUUCUGUUCACUCUUCAGAAACCAAUAAGGAUUUUGUUUCUCGUAAUUUUGCAUUCUAUGAUUGUUCAAAGCACAUCACAUGUCACACAUGUAUAGUGAGUGAAUGGGCUUGUAAUUGGUGUAUUUAUGAUAAUAAAUGUACUCAUGACAUGUCUGUAUGUCAGAGGACCAUUAUUAGUGGUGAAAAUAAUCCAACAAAGUUACUAAAUCAUGGCAUUGGUCACUGUCCCAGAAUCAGGCAAUAUAAGAAACCAAUCUUAUUACCAAACAAUGUUCCAAAAGAAUUAGAGCUGGAAGUGGAAAACUUGCCUCAUUUACAACCAGGUCAUACAGGAUUCCAAUGUAUUGUCAGUAUUGAGUUGGCUAAUAUGAUUUUGCCAGCAAGAGUUGAAUCUAAUCAUUUUAUAGUAUGUGACAAAACAAUGUACUCAUAUGAAGAAGAUGUUGGAGAGUAUAACAUAAGUGUUAAAGUAUUUUGGAAUCAUAAACAUUAUAUAGAUACUAUAACUAUAACCUUAUAUAAAUGUGAAAUUCUUGGAUCCCACAGAGACCAUGCAGAUUGUUCACUUUGUAUCACAAGGAAUUCUGUUUAUCAGUGCACUUGGUGUGGAAACUCAUGUUCAUACAGUGAAUCCUGUUUAGAGAAUCCUGUAACUGAGUGCCCCAAACCCCGAAUUGAUAUGAUAAAACCCCUGAGUGGACCUAUAGAAGGUGGAACAUUGGUUACCAUUGAAGGUAGUAAUUUGGGUUUAAGAGUUGAAGAAGUAACUGGAAAGGUAAGGAUUGGUGAUGUGCUUUGUGAUAUUGUAGACUUUGAGGUUUCUGUUAGCAUAACUUGUAAAACAGGCCCAUCAAAUGGUUCAGUUGUUGCUCCAGUUAUUGUAGAAAAUGAUGCAGGCUAUACAGAGUCCUCUGUAUUGUUCAGUUAUAAAAAUAUCAAAUUGCAAGGCAUUUAUCCAUCUUUAGGACCUGUUUCAGGAGGAACACAAUUAGCUAUUGGUGGGCAACAUCUUAAUAUUGGUUCAGCUAUAUCAGCAUAUUUGGAUGAGCUAUCAUGUUCUGUUAACACAACUCAGACAUCAAAUAGUAGAUUAAUAUGCAUUACCCCUAAGGCUAACACACCUCGUAUUAUUCAUACAUUGACAGUGUCCAUAGAUAAUGCUAAUCGAACCUUGUAUGGAGAUUUAUUUAACUAUACUGCUGAUCCUACAAUUAUGGAGAUAAAACCUUUAAAAAGUUUUGUAUCUGGAGGGAGAAUGAUAACUGUUCAUGGUACAAAUUUACAUACAAUACAGAAACCACUUAUAAAAUUAUAUUAUGGUAAUGAGCAGAUACCAGUUAAUACUUCAGCUUGCACUGUACUGAAUCCGAACCAAAUGGAAUGUCCUAGCCCUGCAGUAAAUAAAAAGUACCAUGAAAUAAUACAAGCAACUAAAUCCCAAACCAGUACACCACAAAUAGCUAUGAAAGUAGGCUUUGUGAUGGAUAAUGUAGAAACAAUGCAUGAUUUGGAAAAAUAUUUCAAUCCACCAAGAACUCAUAUGGUAUUUGUAGAAGACCCUCACGUUUAUCAAUUUCCAAAUCGAAUCAAGUCCUAUAAAGGUGAUCCCUUAGUUAUUGAAGGUGAAAACUUAAUCAGAGCAAGUGAUGAAACCGAUGUUAUUGUCACCAUUGGUACUCAGUCAUGUAAUGUCACUAGUCUAACUAUGCAGCAGUUGCUCUGCACUCCACCUGAAAUACAGCCCCCUAAUACGGACGAAAACGGUUUUCAAAUAAACGAUAUUAAUUUGCCUUUGGUCGUCGUAAAAAUUGGUACUAACUUACGAUUUCCAAUUGGAUAUUUACAUUACGAAUUACUUAGAAAUUAUAACUUUCCACCAGAAGCUAUAGCGGGAAUUGCAGCUGGAACUUUCUUUUUAGUUCUCAUAUUCAUGAUUGUUUUAGUAAUGUAUAGAAGGCGAAGUACAAAAGCGGAAAGGGAGUAUAAAAGGAUACAAAUUCAAAUGGACACUUUAGAGAGUAACGUAAGACUAGAGUGCAAGUUAGCUUUUGCAGAACUCCAAACUGAUAUGUCUGACUUGGCAGCAGAUUUGGAACAUUCCGGCAUUCCAACCUUAGAUCAUGUAAAUUACGUUAUGAAAGUAUUUUUCCCUGGCGUAUCUGACCAUCCAAUAUUAAAUGUUCAACGCCAGUUUAUAAAUACACCUCGGACCAAUUACGAUGCAGCAAUGGUUCAGUUUGAACAGCUAUUGAACAAUAAAUGUUUCCUGUUGUCAUUUAUAGACACAUUAGAAGCCCAAAAAUCUUUUAAUAUACGAGAUAAAGUAAAUGUCGCGUCUUUAUUGAUGGUCAUUUUGAUGGGUAAAAUGGAGUAUGCUACAGAUAUACUGAAAUCGCUACUUUUACGUCUUAUUGACAAAUCAGUUUGCACGAAGCAUCCACAGCUAAUGCUAAGAAGAACCGAAAGUGUUGUUGAAAAAAUGCUUACAAACUGGAUGGCGCUGUGUAUGUAUUACUACCUAAAAGAAUAUGCUGGUUCAUCACUCUUUUUGCUGUUUAAGGCAAUCAAACACCAGAUUGAAAAGGGUGUCGUUGAUGCUAUAACACAUGAAGCUCGAUAUUCUUUGUCUGAAGAAAAACUUCUGAAAGAACAGAUAGAUUAUCAAGUAGUAACUUUGCACAUAGUGCAAGAUGAUUUUGAUGAUAAAAUCCAAUGUAAAGUAUUAGACUGUGAUAGUGUAUCACAAGUGAAAUCUAAAAUAUUAGAUGCUUUAUUUAAAAACACUCCAUUUAGUAUGAGACCAUCCGUCCACGAUGUUGAUUUAGAGUGGAGACAUGGAAGAGGUGGUCAUGUUACUCUACAAGAUGAAGAUCUCACAACGAAAACUCUUAAUGGCUGGCGAAAAUUAAAUACAUUAGCUCAUUACGGUGUUAAGGAAUCUGCGGUUAUGUCUUUAAUAUCACGACAAAACGACAGUUUCAACACGCCUUAUAAAAUUCCUUGCAAAAAUUGCACAGGAAUAUAUUGUUCGAAUUCUCAUAUUAGAGUUUAUAAAAGUGACAUAAGUGAUCAAAAUGUGCACUACUACCAUUUAGUUAAACCUAUUGAAUACCAACACAUUGUGAACAAGUCUUCUGAACAUAGUCAUAAAGCCAUUCCAGAGAUAUUUCUUACUCGCCUCUUAUCUACAAAAGGUACAGUCCAUAAGUUUGUUGAUGAUUUCUUUAGUACCGUAUUAACUGUAAACGAAGUUUUGCCGCCAGCUGUGAAAUGGUUAUUUGAUCUUUUCGAUGAUGCGGCCAGGGCACAUGGCAUUAUAAACCCGGAAGUCGUUCAUGCCUGGAAAUCAAAUAGCUUACCUUUAAGAUUCUGGGUUAACUUAAUAAAAAAUCCCGAUUUUAUAUUUGAUAUAAAUAAAACUGCAACUGUAGAUUCCUCUUUGUCUGUGAUUGCUCAAACGUUUAUGGAUGCAUGUUCAUUAUCAGAGCAUCGAUUGUGUAAAGAUUCGCCAUCCAAUAAGUUACUUUUCGCAAAAGAUUUGCCAACUUAUAGAGACAUGGUCAUACACUUUUAUCAGGCAGUAUCUCAAUUACCUCAAGUAUCCGACCAAGAACUUAGUACUUCUAUGCAGCAGCUUUCAGUUGAACAGCUAAACGAGUUUGAUACUCUAUCGGCUUUAAAAGAGUUAUACAUCUAUGUCAGUAAAUAUAGAGAACAAAUUAUAUUAGGUCUAGAAAACAAAAUGCACUUAGCUCAUAAAUUAGAUAAUGUAGCGUGCACUUUGGAAGGCGAUCCUGCGGCUGUAUGCUGACUAUAUGAUAAUUUAAGUUAUGAUUUAAUUGCAUUUACAUAAUUAAUUUAUACAACACAAAUUUUGUACAAAGAGCUUUAAUUUAUUCUGAAAAUUAAAUAUCAGAUAAAACGGAUUUUGUAAAAAGACUGUAAAAUAUCAGUUCCGAGACUAUUGUAAAAGUAUCUAAAUAAUAUGUUACUCAAAUGGAUAUUAUUAGAAAUUAAGAUUAAUUGUAAGCAUCUCUCAUUAUGCCACAAGCAGUUUUAAAUAAUUUCCGUCUCAUGAACUUAGGGUAACGAUUGGCUCUUAUAGUAGUGAUUCCUUUUCCCAGUGGCCAUGUUUUAGAAUGUAUCUAUGAUUUUGUAGAUUUAAGUUUAAAGGCUCUCUAAUAAAGUACCUAAAUACUUCGUUUCCCUGAAUUUAGUUCUGGCACUGAUAUGAAUACGUAUAACAAUGUAAAUUUAUUGAUGUAUGCAGCUAAAAUACUUAAUAUUGACGUGUAUUACUAUAAGAUGUAUGUGUAAAGAGAAAUAGUUUAAGAAAAAUGUUGUGAUAUUUGUAUUUGGAAUAUUUAUAACACUUCUCAUAUAUAUUUAAUUUUAUGGAUAGCAUUUUGUUCUCACUUUUAUUAAUUAGGUACUUUAGCAACCUCAAGUGGCCUAACCAGAUUAGGCUAGUCCAAAUUCAAAUUUCCGACAGAAAAAGUUUUAUGUCGUUGAUACAUAUAUGUGUAUAUACAUAUUUGAUUUUUUUAACAUAAUUCAUCUUCUUUAUUUGAUUUUACUGCUGCUAUUGAACAUUUAAUAAUCCGAGAUUUUUAAUUUGAAAUUGUUGCAAAUAGUAUUUUUUUUACUUAAGUUUUUAAAUACCUUAACUAAAUUAUCAAACAAUGUUUUAGGAUACCUACUUUUUUUUUAAAGGUCCAUCAAACAUUAGAAAUUAAGAACUGAUUAGAUUUUAUCCUUAUGUAAUUUUAUAUAAAUUAUUAUAAAUAUAUAUUAUUGCAUUAGAUACCUACUUUUCUAUGCACACACUGCCACAAUUUUUAUAUUUUUGUAUGAACUGUCUUUAUUUUUUCCGUUAAUUAAUUGCAGUUUAAUCUAUCUGGUUCAAUAGUUAUAAACCAUAAAGAUUAAAAGGAAGUAAAUACAUUUUCAAGUCUUAUUAAUAACGUAUUAGUAAAGACACUGUACUUAAUUAAUUACAUUGUUUUGAUCGAUAAGUUCUUGUUAAUAAGACAUCAAGGCAAAUGCCAUCCUCAUAAUUGGCAUUGUAAUCCACUAUUUACUAAUCUUACAUUUUCAUUUACCCAUAAUUUUCAAUGUAUAAACUUCCAAAAUUCACAAAGCAAAAAUUGUAUAUUAUAGCGUAGGUGUAUGAAUUAAAAUGUCUACUUACAUUAAAAAAAUGUCUUCAUGAAUUAUCGCUGUUAAUUUUGUGUCGAUCUCUUUGUUAUUGCUCAAGUUCAAUGUUAAUGCAUUGUAUAGUUUUUUGUACCACACCAUUGAUGAUGCACUCCAUUUAUUAUUAAAAUUAAUGUACUAUUUAUAUGGGAGUAUGGGACAGCCGUUGUCGAACUACGUGAUUAUUUAGGUAACAGCAAUUGUUAUUGGCUUAAUUUGUUAGAACAUCAUGUUUCGAUCUUCCUAGUUACGGGACCCGCUCUUUACCCGCCUGCCACUUCGAUACGCGUUGUGUUCUUUCAACUUCGAAAAUAAUGUAAGUCAGUAUUUGUGAAGUUUUAAUGAAGCAGCUUUCAUAACUCAAAAUCCUUUUAGAGGUUUUCGCUUGAUGCUUCAACAAGCGGACUGACACUAAAAAAGUAAUAUCGAAUCCAAAAAGAAUCUCAAGAAUUGACCGCCCCGACCAAAAAGUUUGGACUACUUACUGUACGCACGAGCUUACUUGGUCUGACUGAAAUAAAUUGAAAUAUCUUUUUUAAUAAUUAAAUCGUAUUUGUACCUACAUGCGCUAACUACUCCAACAGCCAACUUCACGCCGGCAGAGUAAGAUGUGUAAUGUAAUCUGUAUAAAUCGAUGAUAUUAUCCAACAUAUUUAAAAAUGUAGACCGGACGGUCCGGUCCGAUCAUAACGCAUCUGAUCAAAGUCUCGAGCUAGGCCGUGGGUAGUCGUCCAUCAAUUUAUAUAAAUUAUUAGUUUGUUUCUCAAAUGUUUUUCGUGUACCUCCCGGUAGAUCGAAGCUGGGUUGAUAGAUUGUUCGAUGACGGUGGUUCAAAGCCCAAAGGAUAAGCAUGAUAUGGAUGAAUUUCAUGUUUAUAAAGGAUGACAUUAUGAUAUUCCAUUUACAAAAUAAUUUAAGCUUAGAAAAUAAUUCGUUAGUAAUUUAAGACAGCGUAAAUUCACCCGUCUCUUAAAAAUUUUAUAUAAUUGACUUAGAAAUAUAUACUUAUUUAUCAAAUUUUUUGUAAUGAUUAAUUUAAUUAAUGA
Pararge aegeria (speckled wood butterfly) is the source of this 8291-nucleotide messenger RNA. It is a transcript of the gene PlexB, whose product is annotated as plexin-B. NCBI's taxonomy places the organism in Eukaryota, Metazoa, Arthropoda, Insecta, Lepidoptera, Nymphalidae. Bases 179 to 5860 code for a protein of 1893 amino acids. The record is from RefSeq and is a predicted model, not a curated record. The transcript has a single exon. Gene Ontology annotation, cellular component: semaphorin receptor complex. Gene Ontology annotation, biological process: regulation of cell shape; regulation of GTPase activity; negative regulation of cell adhesion. Gene Ontology annotation, molecular function: semaphorin receptor activity; protein binding.